AUGUUUGGUAAACCUGUGCAGCUACUGCAGACUUCUACUGGUCAGUAUUGCAUAGAGUUAGUACCACAUGAUGCGGAAGCUAGUUUUGUUGAAAAUCAAGUAUUGGUGACACAGAAUGGCUCGGACUUGUUUCAGGAACAGCUCAUCAUGGAGGAGGAAGCUCUCAAAACAGAGGUGAUGCAGGUGAUAGAACUACAGGAUGCACAAAGGCAAAAGGCAAAUUUGAUUAAGAUUCACAAGCAGUUCGGGCAUGCUUCUGCAGAUAGAUUGCAGAAGUUACUGAUCAGUGCAGGCAUGAAGAAUCCAGAAAUUUUUCAAAUGCUGACGGAUGUUGUCAAAGAGUGUGAAACUUGCCAAAUGUAUAGGAAAGUACCUCCCAAACCAGCAGUGGGCCUCCCUUUAGCGACGGAUUUCAACCAAACCGUAGCUGUUGACCUGCAUGAGCUAGACAGGAACAUUUGGUAUUUACAUAUCAUUGAUGAGUUCACUCGUUUCAGUGCUGGGGCAAUUGUCAAAAGGAAGUUGCCUCAAGUGUUCGUCCAAGAGUUUCUAUCCCAUUGGAUUAGCAUCUUUGGACCCCCAACUUCGUUGUUCCGUGACAAUGGCGGAGAAUUUUCUAAUUCGGAGACACGUGAUUUGUGUGAAAAUUUCAACAUAAAGGUGAUCACAACUGCCGCGUACGCGCCAUUCAGUAAUGGCCUCUUAGAAAAGCACAAUCAUGUCCUAACAAACAUAAUGCUAAAGGUAAAGCAUGACAGAAAUUGCAGUUGGGAGACAGCACUGAAAUGGGCACUCAAUGCAAAGAAUAGCAUGAUAAAUGUACAUGGCUUCAGUGCAUACCAGCUGGUGUUCGGCAGAAAUCCAAAUCUACCUGCAAACCUUACCAACCAGUUGCCAGCCCUGGAGGGGACUACCACCAGCAAGGUCGUAGGAGAACACCUAGGAGCCCUCUACGCAACGAGGAAGGCUUUCACAGAGACUGAGUGCUCUGAGAGGAUAAGGAGAGCCCUGAAGAAGCAGACACGGUCAUACACAGGUGACAAGUACCAGAUGGGUGACAAAGUAUACUACAGGAGGCCAGACAAUACGGAGUGGAAGGGUCCUGGCACAGUCAUUGGCCAAGAUGGAAAAAUUGUAUUCAUCAGACAUGGUGGGAACUUAGUGAGGGUUCAUAUCAGUAGGCUUCAGUUAGUGAACCAACAGAGGAGUCACAGUGCUAUGACAGGGGACUCUUCGGGACAUCCAACAGAGAACAAGGACAAUGAUAGAAACAGACAGGAUCGAUCAAGCAAGGAUGAGCAGCCACAGAAACCAGCAACAGGAGAUGAUGAUGAUCAGCCGCCGAUCCAACACGGAGAUGAUCAUCCAAACCAAGACCAGGAUCAAGAGGAGGGAGCACAGGGACAAAACCCGGGGAUUAGGACUGAUCGGAUCAAAGUUGGACAAGAUAUCGCUUUCAAACACGAUGAAAAGGAGGAAAGGAUGACAGCCAAAGUUGUUAGCCGUGCUGGGAAAGCAGGUGGAAAAUACAAACACUGGUAUAAUAUACAGUACCUAGGUGGAGAUAGUGGAUCUGAGGCGGUAGAUUUGGAAAAGGUUCAUGGGCUAGAAUUGGUUGAUGUUGAACAUGAAGAACAAGGACGGGACCCAGAUGAAGUGAUGAUUUCCCAAAAUGUGGACUUUGAAGAAGCUAAACAAAAGGAACUUUCGAGUUGGAGCAAUCAUCAGGUCUAUUCAGAAGUGCAGGACCAAGGACAAAAGUGUGUAUCAACGAGAUGGGUUCUGACUUUAAAGGAUACGGAAGCCGGAAUAAUCCCCAAGGCCAGACUUGUAGCUCGGGGGUUUGAGGAGCAUGGUGCAAACCAAACAGAUUCCCCCACUUGUGGGAACGAUUCCUGGAGGAUAGUGAUGGCUGUGAUCAGACAGAGGAGGUGGGUGGUAAACUCACUGGACAUUAAGACGGCCUUCCUUCAAGGAAAAAGUUUGGAGAGGGACAUCUUUGUGAAACCGCCCAAGGAAGCAAAUGUGUCGGGGAAAAGUUUGGAGGCUGAAAAAGUGCGUCUAUGGAUUGAGUGA
Messenger RNA from Lineus longissimus, 2076 nucleotides. RefSeq lists its product as uncharacterized. The transcript has a single exon. Gene Ontology annotation, biological process: DNA integration. The record is from RefSeq and is a predicted model, not a curated record. Lineage: Eukaryota; Metazoa; Nemertea; Pilidiophora; Heteronemertea; Lineidae. The coding region runs from base 1 to 2076 and encodes 691 amino acids. Gene Ontology annotation, molecular function: nucleic acid binding.